AUGACCAUCUCAGUUGAAUCUACAUCCAACGGCAGCGCCAAGGCCGCCUCCCACUCUCGUCUCUACUCCUCCGGCUCGCUAGACGGCUUCAAAUCCACCGUCCUCACCCCAGUCAUUGGAAACGAGUUCCCUAAGGGCUCCAUAAACAUUGUCAACGACAUCCUCAACGCCCCAAAUGCCGAGGAGCGGAUCCGCGAUCUCGCUAUUCUGAUUGCCGAACGCGGCGUCGUCUUCUUCCGCGCCCAGGACAAUUUAACGAAUGAGCUCCAGAAGAAACUGAUUCUCAGACUUGGCGAGCUCACUGGCCGUUCAAAGGAACACGGCCUGCACAUCCACCCGGUGGUCAACGAUGCGCGGGAAUUCGGGGACCCCGAUCCCCAGAUCAGCACGAUCAACAGUCUGGAACGGAAGAAGCUGUACAAGGGGGCCUACGGCAACCUCGCUGCCAUCUGGCACAGCGACAUCAGCUUCGAGAAGGCGCCGAGUGACUUCUCUGCGCUGCGAUUGACCCUGCUUCCACCGACGGGUGGAGAUACCCUCUGGGCGAGCGGAUACGAGCUGUACGAUCGAAUCAGCAAGCCGUACCGGGCGUUCCUCGAGACGCUUACUGCCAGACACUCAGGAGAUGGGUUCCAUCGUGCGGCGCAGGCCGGAGGGUUCGGCCUAUAUGAGAAACCUCGAGGAUCGCCGUUGAAUGUGGGGAGUGAGUUGACGAGUGACCAUCCGGUCGUGCGGACGAAUCCGAUUACUGGGUGGAAGAGUAUCUUUCCGGUUGGAACGGAGCUGAUCGCUGCGACAGGAACGUUCCCCAAGAAAGUCAACGGCCUGAGUACCCGCGAGAGCGAGAACCUAUUGAAAUACUUCCACGACUUGAUUACCUACGGCCAUGACCUGCAGGUGCGGUUCAAAUGGAAUGAGCCGAAUGAUAUCGCCAUCUGGGACAACCGCAGCGUCUUCCACACAGCCACAUUUGACUAUGACGGGAUCGGCGAGCGGAGCGGAAACCGUGCCGUGGGCAUCGGCGAGGUGCCCUACUUCGACCCGGAAAGUAAAUCACGGCGGGAGGACCUGGGGAUUGAGGACCAGCUGUCGCCGGUGCAUUUGUGA
Messenger RNA from Aspergillus nidulans FGSC A4, 1107 nucleotides. Its product is annotated as TauD/TfdA dioxygenase family protein. The transcript has 4 exons. The record is from RefSeq and is a predicted model, not a curated record. Gene Ontology annotation, molecular function: oxidoreductase activity. The coding region runs from base 1 to 1107 and encodes 368 amino acids. NCBI's taxonomy places the organism in Eukaryota, Fungi, Ascomycota, Eurotiomycetes, Eurotiales, Aspergillaceae.